Messenger RNA from Rhipicephalus microplus (southern cattle tick), 684 nucleotides. RefSeq lists its product as uncharacterized. NCBI's taxonomy places the organism in Eukaryota, Metazoa, Arthropoda, Arachnida, Ixodida, Ixodidae. The record is from RefSeq and is a predicted model, not a curated record.
CUUCAAGCGGGUGUUGUGUGGCCACGUAUUCCCAAAGACGGGGACUCAAUCGACCUUCUUCGUACAUUGCUACAUGCGUCGCUGAAGCUGCGGUGGAGCGCUGUGCUCCACGCAUCCAUUGAACACGGCCCAAACGUCACGUUCGUCACAUUAGAUCCACUACGAGAAUUUCAACGCAUCGUAGAGAAACACCUGAGGAUGGCCAACAGUGUUCGAGCCACCCAGUUGUACUUCGAGACACUCAGGCGAGGCUUCGGUGGUGCCACGGCGAAAUCGGCGGAAAGCACCGUCACAUUCGCCGACCACGUGAAACUGGAAAGCAAGUACAUGGGGAAACUGUCGGGAGCGUUGCACCUUCCCACACGCUCUGGUGCACACGAAUCAGUCGACGUUUUCGGCUUAGUGCCGGAACUAAGCAAGGAACGCUGGGUUGCCGAGCUGGACCUUUACGGAGGCACGUCGAAACCCUUGAUUUUCCUGACAAAGAAGCCAGGCUAUGUAACGGCCUUCCUUGAACUGUGGAGAGAGCGGGGUGAACGUGACAUGCAUCUGUUUUACUCCUGGUGCGUCGUCCAGAUCGCUGCGCGGUACGCCAGUCGAAAGCUCUUGGUCAACUUUUACGGUUGGUAAGUGCCGAAGACGCCUGUACUCUACAAAUAAAAAUUUACACCAUCUUCCACUAAA